GAUAAUGCUGAUCUAUGUCUUAUUUCUUUUGUUUUACAGUACAACCACUUAUCGCAACUACCCACUGGCAGCGGAUGUGACGUAUUGAAAACGCGACAUAACCGGAUGCUAGAGUUAGAGAAAAGAAAGUGUAAGGAACGGCAUUACAAUGAAUACCCGAGGACUUCGUUCGCAGCUGAAAGACAGUGUCCCUGUGGCGGGUCUAUGUCCACAGGGAGCGUACGGCGUCCAGGACACCCUGCGGAGCGGAUUUACUAGUGUCAAGAAUGAGCUCCUUCCCAGUCACCCAUUGGAGCUGUCUGAAAAGAAUUUUCAGCUGAACCAGGACAAAAUGAAUUUCUCGACCCUCCGAAACAUCCAAGGGCUUCACGCGCCUCUCAAGCUGCAGAUGGAAUACAGGGCAGCCAGACAGAUCCAGCGACUGCCAUUCCUACAAAGCUCAAACCUGGCUGUGGACACGCUGCGAGGCAGUGACGACUCAAUUGGCUUUGAAGACAUCCUCAAUGAUCCAGCUCAGAGUGAAAUCAUGGGGGAGCCUCACAUGAUGGUGGAAUAUAAACUGGGACUGUUGUGAAAGAAGAGAAACAUAGAUCCGCACAUAGAUUUAAUUUUUGUCUUGAGGCAUACAUUCAUAAACAAGGUUGUGGAGAGCGUUUGAGUCGGUCAUGUUCUGUGAAAGAUGCUGAAGGGAGGAGUUUGGUGGUGAACCUGUAGAUGAUUUGGAGCUGAUUUCAGUCUGGUUGGCAAUUCUAAUAAACUUCACCUUUCUCA
This is a messenger RNA of Betta splendens (Siamese fighting fish), 771 nucleotides long. RefSeq names its product proteasome maturation protein (gene pomp). Gene Ontology annotation, cellular component: nucleus; cytoplasm. The transcript is spliced from 6 exons. Bases 149 to 574 code for a protein of 141 amino acids. Lineage: Eukaryota; Metazoa; Chordata; Actinopteri; Anabantiformes; Osphronemidae. Gene Ontology annotation, biological process: proteasome assembly. The record is from RefSeq and is a predicted model, not a curated record.